AUGGUGUGCUCUUCUUUAGGUAUACAUGUUGUGGGGGUUACAUGCCUUGUAGCGGUCGAUGUGGAGAAAGUAACUGCCCUGAAUUUUGUCUUUGCACAGAGGUUUUCCUCUGCUUUGCAAAUUCUGUUGCCUCAACACGCUUUAUGUUGUAAGAUGAGUUCAAUAUACAAACAACGAAAUGUGAUAACUGCAUUAUUGUACUCUCUUGCUCUCUAUCUCCCAUCCAAGCACGAGUGCUUAGGAUUUAUGUUCUGCCUGCAGCAGCUGGCUUGCAUAUUUUCUAUCAUUGCUCUACUCGUAGGAACUGGGGACAUUGAGGAGGCAUCCCAGCUAUUGAACUGUCUUUCUGACAUGACACAGCACAAGACUGAAAUGGAUAAAAGGGAUGGAAAGUUUGGAGCACCAUCAGUGAUGGCAGUGCCUCCUGUUCAACAGAUGUCUCGUAUAGAUCAACCUGUCCCUCCUCAAGUCGGGUAUCCAUCCCCACUACCAUAUGGUCAGCCCCCCAACUAUCUUCCACCUGUGUAUGGUAUGCCCCCGGGUUAUCCGACCUCCACCAGUCUAUGGCCCGCCCACAGGCUAUCCCCCAACUCCUCCAGGCUAUGGCCAUCCCCCUGGUUAUCCUUCACCGCCACAACCACUAGCUGA
Messenger RNA from Fraxinus pennsylvanica, 648 nucleotides. NCBI's taxonomy places the organism in Eukaryota, Viridiplantae, Streptophyta, Magnoliopsida, Lamiales, Oleaceae. The record is from the annotation of a GenBank genome assembly.